UUUUUACUCCUCAACCACAUAUUUUAGCUUGUGCUGCACGAUAAUUCAACCCAGUAUAUAUAUGUAUAUCUUAUCUUCUUCAUCGCAAUUACCCAGCAAAUCCAACAAAAACCAGAUUUAUAUUUCUUUCCACUGCAAAACUUCCAUCGGAAAUAGAUAGAGGAAGUGGGGGGAGACUGGAACGGUGCAGUCGGCGCUACGCGCCAGGGCGGUUGAGCAGCAGCGCCGCCACGCACGGUGCGCCACGGCAGCCGGAGACAGGAAGAAGUACAGCAGCAGCGCCGAAUCUGGGACGGAGGGAGGCGGCCUGACCAACCGCUGCUCUUUGUCUCGGGGCGGCGAGGGUGGCCACGUUGUCGGCUGAAGGGGGAGAAGGUGAGGGCGGUGUCGGGUAGGAACAGGCGGCGGCUGGCGGAGAAUGACGUCGGAGAAGGAGGGCGACGCUGGGCAGGAAAUGGUGAGGGUUAGAGGGAGGUGAGAGAAGAGGGAAGAGAGAUUGGAAGAAGGGGAAGAGAGAGGGGGGCCAGAGCCGCGCGCCUCCGGCGACGGGCUGCCGUCCGGUGGCGGCGGCAGGAAGGGGGCCGAGGGAGAAAAGGGAAAGAGGGGAGCUGGGACUGGGAGCUUGAGUGUGUGUGGUGUGCGUGAGUUGUGUGUAUGGGUGUUGGGUGAGUAAGUUAAAUUAGGGGAGUUGGAAGAGUGGGCUUGGGCCAAGGGGGUUUUUAAUUUAAUGGGCUGAGGUUAUUUAAUUUGGGCUUAAUUUUUAUUAAAUAGAUUGGACUUUUGAUUUAAUUACUUUUAGUAGCAAUUAUAAUUUAUUUAAGCCCAUAAUUACUCCUUUAAUUAUCAUUUUCACUUCAGAUUUUCUAGAUAACCUUCUCAUGUUUAUUUAUAGUAAAUUAUUUUAUAAAGUUCAAAUUAGGCCCUUAUGUUUUAUUAUUUGAAUUUAUCUGACUAGGUGCAGCGCGACUAGGACGUGAACUUUAAUUACUCACAGUUAAUUUCAAGUUCAAAUUACAGGUGUGGGAUUUAUUUCAGUUCAUGCUGUGGUUAAUCUUUGUCCAUUUUAAUAUUAUGUGUUUUGCCAUAUGUGUUGUAAAUUCAGUUAUAUCGCUAGGGGCCCGCUCAAUGGGUCCAGGACUUCACCGUCCUUGGUAUGCCACAAUGCGAUUUCAUGUUACAGUUAGGGUUGCAACCUAUUCGCCAGGGGCCCGCUCAAUGGGUCCAGGACUUUAAAGUCCUUGGUAUGCCACCGUGCGAAUUUCAGUUAUCAGUAUACAGUGCAGUGCGUAUGUGUUGACCAUUUUAUUAACAUGGACAAUUAUUGCAUGUUCCCACACUGAGUGUAUUUCAUAUGCUCAUCCCAUAUCUAACAGUUUCAGGUGACUAAAGUUGGAGACGCGUAGAGAAUCGAAUGGGCGCGUCAAAAAAAAUGUGGGUCGCCACUGUAUUUAGUUUGGUGCUCGGAUUCAUCGUGGUUCGCCUCUACAUUUAUCUGGUGAUAAAGCCCACCAAAAUACGAAAAAUCUUGAAGCAGCAAGGAAUCCACGGCCCACCGCCGAAGAUCCUCCUCGGCAACGUCCUCGAGAUCAAGAAAUCCCGCGACGCCGCCCCCGCCAACUCCGCCCCGCCCACCCUCCACGACACCGCCUCCGUCUUUCCAUUUUUGGAGCAAUGGAGAAAGCAAUACGGUCAAGUGUUCACAUUUUCUCUAGGCAAUCUGCAAAUAGUACACGUGAGCGAUCCCAAUCUAGUGAAGGAGAUCACGACGACGACGUCGCCGGACUUGGGCAGGCCUUCUUACCAGCAGAAAACAAUGGGCCCUCUUCUCGGACAGGGCAUCCUGACGUCCAACGGCGCGAUUUGGGCGCGGCAGCGGAAGAUCAUAGCACCCGAGCUCUUCAUGGACAAGGGAAUGAUGAGCAUAAUCACCGAGUCGGCUCACACGGUGGUGAACACAUGGAAACAAGAAAUCGAGGCCAACGACGGCGGCGGGGCUCUCGACGUCGCCGUGGACGGUUACAUGAAGAGAUUUUCAGGAGAGAUUAUUUCUCGAGCUUGUUUUGGUAGUAACUACACAAAAGGGCAAGACAUUUUUACGAACCUUCUGGCUCUACAGGAGCUUGUGUCCAAGAAAACAUUGUUUGUCGGCCUACCAGGCUUAAGGCAUGUUCCGACGAGGAGCAACCGGAGGAUUUGGGGUCUAGAGAGGGAAAUUCGUGCGUCGAUUUUAAAGCUAGUGAAGGAGAGACAGAAGGCCGGAGUCGGCGAGGAUUUGCUGCAAACACUUGUUGAAGGGGCAAAGGAGACUUACUCGACAUCGGCUGCGAUGGAUCAGUUCAUCGUUGAUAACUGCAAGAACAUAUACUUGGCUGGGUUCGAGACAUCAGCUAUUGCGGCCUCGUGGUGUUUGAUGUUGUUGGCUACGAACCCAGAGUGGCAAACACGCAUCAGAGAUGAAGUGGACCAAGUCUGUGAGGGUCGAGUCCCCGAUAUAGACACACUUCGUAAGAUGAAGCAGCUACACAUGGUGAUCCAAGAGACGAUGAGGUUGUACGGUUCGGCCCCAACCCUGUCGAGGGAGGUGCAGAAAGACGCGGAGAUAGGUGGCCUGAGAGUGCCUAAGGGCGUCAACGUGUGGACCGUGGUAGCCACGCUAAACACGGACCCCAAUAUAUGGGGUUCGGACGCGCUCCAGUUCAAGCCGGAGAGGUUCCAAGAUGGGAUCUCAGGGGCGUGCAAGAGCCCUAACUGUUAUAUGCCGUUCGGGUUUGGGCAACGCGUGUGCGUGGGGCAGCAUCUGGCAAUGGUGGAGCUCAAGAUGCUCAUGGCUCUCAUCAUGUCCAACUUUUCCUUCACUCUGUCUCCAAAAUAUGUACACAAACCGGAGAUGACGACCAUAUUAGAGCCUAAGCAUGGAGUUAACAUUUUGAUUAACAAGAUCUAAGAUGUCUUUAUACAUCAAUGUAAUAUAAGUUGCUUUCUUCUACCUUAACUUUCAUUUUUUUUUUUUUUUUUUAUGUGAAGGAUGUAUUUAGUUGCUAAUGACUCUCAUAUCAUCAUAUGAAACCGGCUAUUAAAACCA
Molecule: messenger RNA, 3082 nt
Organism: Salvia miltiorrhiza (redroot sage)
Lineage: Eukaryota; Viridiplantae; Streptophyta; Magnoliopsida; Lamiales; Lamiaceae
Product: cytochrome P450 714C2-like
Exons: 8
Coding region: 1412-2944 (510 amino acids)
Molecular function (GO): oxidoreductase activity, acting on paired donors, with incorporation or reduction of molecular oxygen; monooxygenase activity; iron ion binding
Source: RefSeq, a predicted model, not a curated record